Messenger RNA from Lodderomyces oxycetoniae, 1971 nucleotides. RefSeq names its product serine/threonine protein kinase (gene CDC7). Bases 1 to 1971 code for a protein of 656 amino acids. The transcript has a single exon. The record is from RefSeq and is a predicted model, not a curated record. Gene Ontology annotation, biological process: protein phosphorylation; mitotic DNA damage checkpoint signaling. NCBI's taxonomy places the organism in Eukaryota, Fungi, Ascomycota, Pichiomycetes, Serinales, Debaryomycetaceae. Gene Ontology annotation, cellular component: nucleus. Gene Ontology annotation, molecular function: ATP binding; protein serine/threonine kinase activity.
AUGGUUGAGGAGGUAAUGACAGCUUCGCUAUCGCAGCGGCAUUCACAAAGUUUGGAUUCGCAACAGGACCUUCACGCGUCUAAUAGGUCCUUGCAGACUUACAAGACUACUACUGGCGUUUUGCGUCACCAGCUAUCCCAUUCAAUGAGCUCCUGGAGUCAAAGGAGCAGGCGCCAGCAAAGUGAAGAUGACGAAAAUAAUCCGUUUAAGGAAAAACACCAAUUAUCCCGAGAAGGUGCAAGUGGCAGCGUGGACAAGAAUUUGCAGCUAAACGCAAGUAAAUCAUUCAUACGGAACCUGAAUCUUUUGAAACCAUCUACGGGCGGUAACCAGGGCUCAAGCAAUCCAGUUCCUACAAAAUUAGAAAUGGAUGAGGAAACGGAGGUUUCCACGUCAAUUUCGAGAACUACUCUACAAAAUAGUGUGAAACACAGGCAAAACAAACAGGCACAAAAACGCGUGGCAGAGGAUGAGGAUGACGCAGAGACUGUGGAUAAAGAGAAUGACGCAGUGGCCGUGGAUAAUGAGGUGAUAGACGACGACGACGAAGUGUCUUUAGAAGUGCUAGAAGAAAUGCAGAAACUAGAAAAUAGUUUUCCCAUUUUAGCUACGGACUAUCGUUUAAUCGACAAGAUUGGCGAGGGAACGUUCUCUACCGUGUACAAAGCCGAGGCACUCAAUGGUCUGGUGCAACUAAACACCGACGUAUGGAGAUCACCCCCAUUAAAGAAGUUCAAGAAAAAUAACUCCUUUGCAUUAAAAAUGAGGAAAAAGAAAAAGAAAAACCCCAUUGUUGCACUAAAGCAGAUUUAUGUGACAUCGUCUCCUAACAGGAUAUUCAAUGAGUUGAAUCUACUUUAUAUGUUUACCGGAAACUCCAGAGUUGCACCAUUGUUGGAUGUGUUACGUCAUCAAGAUCAAAUACUAGCGAUAUUGCCUUAUUACCAUCACUAUGAUUUCCGCGAGUUUUAUCGUGACUUGCCAAUAAAAGGAAUAAAGAAAUACUUGUGGGAAUUAUUCCAAUCGCUAGAGUAUGUACAUGAUCGAGGUGUAAUCCAUCGUGAUCUUAAACCCACUAAUUUCUUGUAUGACCCAUUCAAAGGAAGAGGAGUAUUGGUGGAUUUUGGUCUUGCCGAGAAACAGGUAAUUAAUUCCCCCUCGAGUAAUGCUAGCCAUAUUACUGCUUGCCCUUGCUUGAACAACAGAGAUAAGAGUAGUGGUGGUGGCAGUGGUGGCAGUGGUGCCUCUGCUGCUACCAUAUCUCACAAAUCGAUUUCGAAAAGGUUUCACGUAAAAGGAGCUUACUUAAAAACAGAUAAUAGACCACCAAGAAGAGCCAAUAGAGCAGGAACAAGAGGUUUUAGAGCUCCUGAAGUCUUGUUCAAAUGUACCAAUCAAACUACUCAAAUCGAUGUAUGGUCAGCGGGUGUAAUUGGCUUAUCAUUUCUUACUAGAAAAUUUCCACUUUUCAAUUCUCCAGAUGAUACUGAUGCCAUUGUUGAAUUGGCUUUGAUCUUUGGGUAUGAUCAGCUAGUUAGAUGCGCAGCAUUGCACGGAUGCGGAUUAGAAAUCUCCAUGAACGAAGUAACCAAUCCUGCCCAUAAGGGAAAUUUAAUCAAAGUCUUGUACGAUUUUUUGAAAAAAGAAGUCGACACUCAGGGAAUACCCUCGGAUAGCGUCAUUUAUGAUACAAUGGAUCUAUUUAGCAGUAAUGGAGACAAAUUUAUUAAACCAAAAUGGGAAGAAGUAGAUGGUUUAUCUAUCAAAACAAGAAACGAAAUGAUGAAUAAUUAUGCAACAAAGAUUGAAAACUAUAAGGAUCAUAAAUAUCUAAUGGAGUUGUUAGGUUGUUGCUUCAAGAUGGAUCCAGGAAAGAGAUUAACUGCUAAGCAAAUAUUAAAACUUCCUUUCUUUUACGAAUUAUCCCAUUUGGAUCAUGAAGAGUAUGAGGAUGAUGAUGUUAUAUUGUGA